This is a messenger RNA of Mus caroli (Ryukyu mouse), 399 nucleotides long. NCBI's taxonomy places the organism in Eukaryota, Metazoa, Chordata, Mammalia, Rodentia, Muridae. The record is from RefSeq and is a predicted model, not a curated record.
AUGAAAAAAGAAAAAUCUGGGAAGAGUUCUUCAGAUUUGAAAGAUAAAGAGCCACAAGUGAAAAAGGAAGCAAAACUAGCAUCAUCUGACAAAGGCCAAACACGCAAACAGAAUAUCACCAGACCAGAGCAAGUUAUUCCUCAUGGUAAACCAGAAAAAGCUGAACACCAAGAAAAAGGCCACCCAUCUUUAAAAAAAGAUAAGCCUAAACCAUCUUCAAAGGGAGCACCAGAAGUUCCAGACUCAGGGAAGAAGAAGAUUGAAAAAUCUGAAAAGGAAAGUAAAGUUCCAAUAAGACAAGAAAAUCUUCAGGUGUACAAUGUGACUAAAGCAGAAAAACCUGGAAAAAUACCAAAAGAUUCCAAAGAAGCACCAGCUUCAAAGAAAGACAAAGAUUAA